Molecule: messenger RNA, 153 nt
Organism: Dibothriocephalus latus
Lineage: Eukaryota; Metazoa; Platyhelminthes; Cestoda; Diphyllobothriidea; Diphyllobothriidae
Source: the annotation of a GenBank genome assembly
ACCACCGAUGUCUCUGAUCGUGUUGAGCGCGCUCGCAAACUGCUGCAGGAAAAACGGGAUAGAGAGUUGGAGGGGGCCUUUGAACGAAACCGCCAGGCUGAAAUUGAGCGGCGGCGUCUUGGGAAACAACUGGUGGAAUUUAAGGUAGUGUAA